This is a messenger RNA of Solea solea (common sole), 4531 nucleotides long. RefSeq names its product protein Niban 1-like. The coding region runs from base 669 to 4139 and encodes 1156 amino acids. The transcript has 14 exons. NCBI's taxonomy places the organism in Eukaryota, Metazoa, Chordata, Actinopteri, Pleuronectiformes, Soleidae. The record is from RefSeq and is a predicted model, not a curated record.
GUUUUUGGACAAUGAGACAGAAACUCAAACAAAUGUUACUUUAAAUAUGUUUUAUACUGUUCACAUUUCAAACAUGCACAAUCUGGUGUUCGUGUACAACUACAGUUUUUGCAGGGACUCCAGAUGGACAUUUUGAGGGUUAGGUGUUAAAGGGUCAAGUUUAAACUGUCGGGCUCCAUCGCAGGGCUCUAACUGGCACCAGCAGCCCCGCGACCCUCAGUACCUGCAGUACCAUUACAGCCCACUAGUGUGCUGUGGCCCACACUGUGGGAAUCACCGCACUACUGUAGACCUUUAAUGUGUCCAUGAACACUUGUAGCUUCAUACCGAAAUGAUAUGAAAUCAACAUUCAAGUAUUUUGACUUAAACAAAAGGCAGCUUAGUUCCAGUAUCUACCAGCAGGGGGCUGUAUGAGCGAGGCUAUGUGUGUGUGUGUGCGCUGUGGUAACAACUUCACCUAUGUUUCAACCGUCCCGCCCCCAUCCCCCAUUACCACACACUGACUGACUCACUGACACAGAGCAGAGGAAAUGAGCUGACACUUGACAGCAGCUCGUCCACAGCUACCGUGCAUCACUUCACAGGUUUCCUGUGUGAACAAGUGACUGAAUUCAUCUUAAACGUAGAGAAAAGGAAAAAGACGAAGGAGGAGCAGCAGCAGAGACAUUAUGGGAGCAUCUUCCUCAGGCUUGUUGGAUGAGGCCAAAAUCAGCCACAUUAAAGGACUUGUUGACAGUAAGUUCCAGAGCUUCAGUGACUUUUACCGUCAGCAGUAUGGCCCGGCCUACUUUGGACACUUACACCAGGAGGUGGAGCCUAAGAAAGAGGGGUGUGGCCUAUUGCUCACACAACGGCCUCGGUACAAUGCAGACGAGGUGCUGUAUCAAGGUAAUGUCAGAUUCUCCUGCUGGUACGAGCAUGGCAAGAAAUGCAGGGAGAGGUACGUCGUCCUGAGGCGAGACUACAGCGUGGAGAUCCAUGACAACGUGGAGUCUUUCAACCACAAAAGUGCUGCUAAGUUGGUUCUUCAGCCUGCAGGGGGCAGUGUGCUGAUCACAGGAGAGGAGUCAAGAACUCACCUAGAGCAAAUUUGUGCCGGCAUACUUAACGGAGCGAAGGACGAGUCGUCUUCUUCGGUGGUGUCAUCUCCAGAAGUGCCGGCUGUGUAUCUGCACCUGCCGUACGCUGGCUACACCUGCUUUCUCUUCCAACAGGAAGAGGAACGAGAUCAUUUCCUGUCUGCGAUCAAGUCCUGCAUCAGACACUGCAACCUCGAUCCGUGGUGUGAGUCGACCUAUGAGAGCCAGGCUUACAUCAGAGCGCUGCGGCUCUACCGACAGGCCAACGGCUGCUAUGAAUCCUGGGAAAUGUUGCUGGGCACCGAGGAACAGGUUCUGGCCUCCCAGGUGAUGGAGGAGGUGUUGCCAUGGUUACAGAGUCAGCUUCAGUCCAGAGUGAAGGGCAAGAAGGGUGAAAGGAUGCGGCAGUGGCUGGCGACAGUGCAUGCCACCUACACAAUGGUGCUCGCACAGCUAACGGCGAGUUUGGACGCUCUGAAGGAGAAGUGUCGUCAGACCGCACUAGCCGAUCAGACGCUCAUCAGGUCCAACCUGGACCAGAUUGUGUCCUCGCUGUCCUUCCUGGAGGAGAAAGUCAGAGUGUGUAUUUGUGAUGAAGCAGAGGGAUUGUACAGCGAGUCUGUGGCGCCAUACUUGUCCUCCAUCUUUGAAGUCCUGGCAGAGAACAUAAGUGCAGGCAUUCAGGGGAUGCAGCACACCCUGCACACGCAGAUGGACUCGGUCUUCACACACGCAAAAGGGACAGAGGAGACAAACAAGGUCUUGCUCACGCUGCGCUCCAUCAGUCUGGAGCCGUGCUACAGGCAGGUGAAGAACCUGACAGAGAUACUCGGGGACUUGCAGCAGAGAUUUGGACUGAGCAGCACCCAGAGACUGGUUCACUCUGCACAUCUGGAGAUGGAGCAGCUGGCAGACAGUGCUGUGUACACCUUGGAGUUGUUCCUUAAAUCAUCAGCCAAACUGCAGUCUUCUCAAGUUCUUGUCAAGAUGAAGAGAGCUAAAGACAGAGUACUCAAGCAGCUGGACUAUGAUAGCAGACUUGUCCAGAGGAGGCUCUACCAGGAGGCUCUGCUGGAAAUCACUCUGCCUGUUCUUGCCAGGAGGAUGGACAGCAGGUGGAAAAAUGAGCUGCAGCAGUUGGAGCAGUACAUUUUCUCUGACUACAGCAGCUUCAUCCUUAUUCAUAACGUCUAUGAUGAUGUACUGAGGAACAUCCUGAGUGCACAGAUAGAAACAGUCAUCCACGACGGUGCGAAUAAGAAGAGCAACAAUCGCCUGUUGGACAUUUCUGAUUUGGCCAUUAGUGAGUACAGUCUGUUGGGACAGUCGCCUCCAUGCUCUGCACCAGACAGUCCAGCCAAUCAUGGUCGAAAUGUGCCCACAGCCAUGGACAGCGAAAAACAACAAUCUGCUCCUGAGAUGGAGGGGUGGCCUCAGACGGUCACAGCUCACCCUCAGACUGACCCAGAACUUCAAUCCGAAGACAAAUCUGUCCCCAGUUCCACUCAAGGUUCUGACCAGAACAGGGCACCAUUGUCUCCCACGAUUGUAACACAAGAGUUUGAGGAACCUGCUCAGACUGACACAGAACUUCACUCCGAAGACAAAUCUGACCACAGCAGCACUCAAGGUAUUGACCAGAACACAGCACCAUUGUCUAAAGUGAUUGUUGUGACACAAGAGUUUGAUGAACCUGCUCAGACUGACCCAGAACUUCAAUCUGAAGACAAAUCUGACCCCAGCAGCACUCAAGGUUCUGUCCAGAACAUAGUGCCUUUGUGUUCCGCGAUUGUCGUGACACAAGACUUUGAUAAACCUGCUCAAAUUAACCCAGAACUUCACUCUGAAGACAAAUCUGACCCCAGCACCACUCAAGGUGUUGUCCAGAAUAUGGUGCCUUUAUCUAAUGUGAUUGUCGUGACACAAGAGUUUGAGGAACCUGCUCAGACUGGCCCAGAACUUCACUCUGAAGACAAAUCUGACCCCAGUACCACUCAAGGUGCUGUCCAGAACACAGCACCUUUGUCUCCUGUGAUUGUCGUGACACAAGAGUUUGAUGAUCUUGCUCAGACUGGCCCAGAACUUCACUCUGAAGACAAAUCUGACCCCAGUACCACUCAAGGUGCUGUCCAGAACACAGCACCUUUGUCUCCUGUGAUUGUCGUGACACAAGAGUUUGAUGAUCUUGCUCAGACUGGCCCAGAACUUCACUCUGAAGACAAAUCUGACCCCAGCACCACUCAAGGUGCUGACCAGAACACGGCACCUUUGUGUCCCGCGAUCGUUGUGACACAAGAGUUUGAUGAAUUUGCAAAUGAGGAGGCUUCUCCCUCAAAGGAACCUAAUAAUGACGUUCAGCCUCGAAGUGACACACCAUCGAUGACUGACUCGAGCACAGCUGACUCUGAAACACCUGACCUAUCUGCUAUCCCAGAAUCCACCAAUCAUAUCCUACAUUCUCCCUCAUCUUCAGUGUGCUCUCUGCCCUCAUCGCAAUCCAGCGAUCAACAUGCAAAUUUGGACCAAACAUCAGAGGAGGACGCCGCUUCUGUCCAGCCCUUCUGUCCCUCACCACCAUCUGACACAGACAGUAUGACGAAAAUGGGCCUGGAGUCAGUCAGCGAGAAGAUCAGUUGCGACACCACGGCAACGCAGAUGAUGGCACAAAGGAUGACUGACAGAGCUGUCUACCUAACGGGACAAAUUAGGAACAGCUGGGAAGCGGAGAGGGUAAAAGAGGAGACGCAGAAAGAGACAGAAGCAGAGGACGCGGCUGGCAGGAGAGUAGCUUAUCAAGAGAAAGAUAGUGAGGCUGAGAAAACAACAGAUGAUGUGGGAGGAGCAGAGGAGCAGAAAGAAGAGCCCAUGGGAAAAGCACAGGAAGAGGAAGAGGAAGUAGAAGAACAGCUUGUACAAAAUCCACAGCUGAUGGAAUCCCAGUCAGAAAGUUCUGCUGAGUUGCCACUGGAUAGCGUGGCGAUGAUCAGAGAUCUCGUGACGGAGAUCACUGAGGUGGAGAUAAUAGUGAGGCCUUGUCCCGACAGCAGCAACACACAAUGACAGUCACAUGACUUGCAAGACACAUGAAAAUACUCUUACUGAUGGGACAGUGAAGAGAGAGAGGGAAAGUAAUCUGUUCAUAUUAUCACAUUUUAUAUACUACACUCUAAAGUUUAUAUAUACUAAAGUUUUUUUUAAUCUGUACCAAACCUUUUCCUUCAACUGCUUUCAUUUGCUUUGUUUCUCUUUUCAGCUCACACCAAACGAUACACUGUAAUUAGUUGUUUUUGUUUCAUUUUUUAGACAAUAGUGAGUUUCCUUUGCCAUUGUUAUACAGUGUAAUAUGUAACAUUUCUGCAUUAAAAUAUUAAAAACAGCAUGUUUAUUAGUGUACUUAAGUUCAUCUCCAACACUCUUUAAAUUGAUAAAAAUCACUAUUUCUAUUGAAGGUG